Messenger RNA from Synchytrium microbalum, 6411 nucleotides. RefSeq lists its product as uncharacterized. Gene Ontology annotation, molecular function: ATP binding; nucleic acid binding; ATP hydrolysis activity. The record is from RefSeq and is a predicted model, not a curated record. Bases 1 to 6411 code for a protein of 2136 amino acids. The transcript is spliced from 28 exons. NCBI's taxonomy places the organism in Eukaryota, Fungi, Chytridiomycota, Chytridiomycetes, Synchytriales, Synchytriaceae.
AUGGCCCCAGAAGCCAAUGGACAUGGAAGAAUGAUGUUUACAGACAUUCUUCGAUCUAGAUUAGCACAUCCUAGAACGAAUCAAGACGACGAUGAUGAUGACGAUGAGGAGCAACGAAAUAUUGGAUCCACACAUUCGCCCGUACAAGCUGAGCUAGAAACAUUAUUGGAUGGUUUACGGGCCUCAUUGCGUCAAUGGCGAGAAAAUCCACGACACACUCAACCUAUCGAGUACGCACGAAACAUCUCUUUCGCAAAUCCUUUACUGACACGACGAGUUCCAUCACCUGAAACCAAUUCGUGGUUGGGCGAUGACGAUGUCGAUAUGCUUCCACCUGACGCGUUUGACGAGUCUCCUCCUGCUCUCCCUCCUCGUAACCUGAAUGUGUCGAUCGAAACGCUCCAUGAAGGACAAGGACGGGCUAUUACAUACAAUCGUGAUUGGCUUGUCUCACAAUGCGAGGCUCAUAUUGCAAGUCACGUUGAGUCUGACGCUAUGACUGCAGUACAACUAUGCACAGAUCUGUUUGGAAUAUUACGAUCAAACGCUGAGGAAUCGUCAUUGCAGAAUGCAUUGGUAGACUUGCUUGGAUUCUCAAACUUUGAGUUUGUGUCUUCAGUAGUGCUUCAUCGUGCAGAGAUCGUCAAUACUAUUGUCCAAAGUGCUGCAGAACGAUUUUCUGAUGAUGAGGACGACUACAAGAAGCCUCCUACUGAAUCGGAAAAGCCUGCUCAAGUAGUUCGACCGUCAUAUGGCACACAAGUCACCAUCAUGUCUGAAGAUGACAAGAAGCUUGCCAAGUUGGCCAAGAAGGAGAACAGAAAGAAAAAGAGACUGGCUGUUGAUGAAGUCAAUGCCAUGUCCAACGCAUCUUUGCUUGGAUUCGAUGGUGAACAUCUACGUCAAGCUCGAGAAGCUCAAUUGAGACUCGCUGCGUCUGCACCACAAGUUCUGGAUCCGAAUUCUGCGGUCUAUGCACCUCAAGAAGUCUUUCCACACGUUUAUCAAUCUGGUUCUGGAGGCUCUAUGCUAUCUGCAUUUGGCACCAAGUUCACAUUGCCUGUCGGGUCAGAGCGAAAGGACUACAAGGAACACGAAGAAAUAUCGAUUCCAUUCAGUAAACCAGCACCGCUUACAGUUGGUGAAAAGUUGGUGUUCAUCGAUACACUUGAUGAAUGGUCAAAACGAGCCUUCAAGGGCUACACGAGUUUGAAUCGUGUACAGUCAAUUGUCUUUCCUGUUGCCUAUCAGACCAACGAGAAUAUGCUGAUUUGUGCUCCAACGGGUGCUGGUAAAACAGAUGUCGCCAUGUUGACAGUACUUCGAACACUUCAACAAUAUCGAAAAGAUGGCCAUUUACUCAAAAAUGAUUUCAAGAUUGUGUACGUUGCACCAAUGAAGGCUCUAGCAGCUGAAAUUGUGCGAAAGUUCUCGAGUCGAUUGGGUGCGAAGGAAUCUGAAGGUGGUCUGGGUCUUGUCGUGAAGGAACUGACUGGUGAUAUGCAAUUGACUCGAGCUGAAAUCGGUGCUACUCAAAUGAUUGUGACCACACCGGAAAAGUGGGACGUGGUGACACGUAAGAGUGUCGGAGAUACCGAGUUGGCCCAAAAAGUCCGAUUGUUGAUUAUCGAUGAAGUGCAUCUUUUACACGAUGAUCGAGGUGCUGUUAUUGAAAGCAUCGUUGCCCGAACAUUACGUCAGGUCGAAUCCACUCAAUCGCUAAUUCGAAUUGUUGGAUUGUCUGCUACGUUGCCAAACUAUGUUGAUGUAGCUCGCGUCAAUCCAUAUCAAGGACUCUUUUACUUUGACUCUGGUUUCAGACCUGUGCCUCUUGCUCAACAUUUUGUUGGUGUCAAGGGACGAGCUGGAGGAGCUAGCUCUCUAGCAAACAUGAAUCAUGUCACUUAUGACAAGGUCUUGGACAAGGUCAAGGACAAGCAUCAAGUUAUGGUGUUUGUACAUUCUCGAAAGGACACAGUCAAGACUUCGUAUAUGCUGCGUGAUGAAGCUGUUCGUGAAGGCAAAAUGGAAUUUUUUGAUCCAUCCUAUGAUACCAACUUUGGACUUGCUGUCAAGGAUAUAAGUAAAUCCAAGAAUCGCGAAAUGAAGGAAUUGUUUGCACAAGGAUUUGGGAUUCAUCAUGCUGGAAUGUUGCGAUCUGAUCGAAACAUGAUGGAGAAGUACUUUGAGAAAGGAUUCAUUCGGGUGUUGUGUUGUACAGCAACGCUUGCUUGGGGUGUCAAUCUUCCAGCGUUUGCUGUGAUCAUCAAAGGCACUCAAGUUUAUGAUUCAGCUAAGGGUAAAUUCAUCGACCUCUCCAUUCUCGAUGUACUCCAGAUAUUCGGUCGAGCUGGUAGACCACAAUACGAAGACCAUGGUGAUGCUACUAUUGUCACAUCUCAUGACAAGCUGUCCCAUUAUGUUUCGGCAAUGACCCAACAGCAUCCAAUCGAAUCUCAAUUCGCUACGAACAUGACUGACAAUCUCAACGCCGAAAUCUCGCUUGGCACAGUAACAAAUCUGGAUGAAGCCGUCAAAUGGCUCUCAUACACGUACUUGUAUGUCCGAAUGAAGAAGAAUCCCUUCCACUACGGAUUGGAAUGGCAGCAGCUGCAAGAUGAUCCAUUACUAGGAUCUCGUCGACGAGAACUCAUCAUAUCAGCAUCGAAAUCACUACAUAAAGCACAAAUGAUUGUGUUUGAUGAACGAACAGGGUAUUUGACUCCCAAAGAUUUGGGACGAACUGCUAGUAGUUUCUAUAUUCGAAGUGCAACCAUUGAAGUAUUCAAUACCAUGAUGAGACCUCGUAUGUCUGAAGCCGAUGUAUUGAGUAUGAUUAGUAUGAGUAGUGAGUUUGAGAACAUUCGAGUUAGAGAGGAAGAGAUGACUUCGUUGCAGAAUUUGGAGCAAGAGUGUGUUUGUGCUGUCAAGGGAAGCGUUGAUACCAACUAUGGAAAGAGCAACAUCUUGUUACAAGCAUAUGUGUCAAAACUCACAAUCGAAGAGUUUGCCUUGGUAUCGGAUACAGCCUAUGUCGCUCAAAAUGCAGCACGUAUCUUACGUGCCUGUUUUGAAAUCGCCUUGAAUCGUAGCUGGGGUCCAACAGCAGCUGUAAUUCUCUCCUUGUCAAAAUCAGUAGAUCGUAGAAUGUGGUCGUUCGAGCACCCAUUAGCUCAAUUUGAUUUGCCGAUGGAAAUAAUUCAAAAGAUGGAGAAUUCUCCUAAAAUCAUGACGUUGGAAUCUAUGCGUGAUAUGGAUGUUGUCGAAUUGGGCAAUAUCAUUCGACACAAUAAGAUGGCACCCACUGUUGCCAAAUGUGUGGACCAGUUUCCGACGUUAUAUAUCGAAGCCAGUGUAGCUCCCAUUACCAGGACAGUGCUGAGAGUUACUCUGUAUAUCACUCCAGACUUUACUUGGAACGAUAGAGUGCAUGGCACAGCAGAGCCCUGGUGGAUAUGGAUUGAAGAUGCUGAAAAUGUCGAGAUCCUGCACUCCGAAUACUUCCUACUCACCAAACGACAACAACGUGAAACUCAAAAGCUUGGCUUCACUAUACCACUGCCUUCUGUAUCGUCGACUACUGAUGGUCUACCGCCACAAAUCUUUGUCCGUGCCAUAUCAGACAAGUGGAUUGGAGCAGAGUGUGUUGUUCCAAUCUCGUUCAAACACUUGAUUCUGCCGUCGUUACAAGCAUCUAUACAAACCGACUUGUUGGAUUUAUCACCAUUACCAGUAUCAGCAUUGCAAAAUCCAGUAUUAGAAGCUAUUUGUGAGAAACGGUUUGAUUAUUUCAACGCCGUGCAAACGCAAAUCUUCCAUACCUUGUAUCAUACGGAUCACAAUGCACUCGUUGGAGCACCCACUGGUUCUGGAAAAACAGUUGCUGCUGAAUUGGCUAUGUGGGCAACAUUCCGAGAUAACCCAACUGCCAAGGUGGUUUAUAUUGCUCCUCUCAAAGCGUUGGUACGAGAGCGUGUGAGUGAUUGGAGAGCGCGUCUUACCGGUCCCAUGAACCGUCGUCUAGUCGAACUGACUGGUGAUGUAACUCCUGAUUUACGUACUAUUGAGGAAGCAGACAUCAUCAUCACGACCCCAGAAAAAUGGGAUGGUAUCUCUCGUAGCUGGAAAUCUCGAUCAUAUGUCACUUCAGUAGGGCUAGUCAUUAUUGACGAAAUUCACUUGUUGGGAGGUGAACGUGGCCCCAUUCUGGAAAUCAUCGUAUCGCGUAUGAACUAUAUAGCUAGUCAAACGCAACGUAAAGUCAGGAUUGUGGGAUUGUCGACUGCUUUGGCCAAUGCUCAUGAUUUGGGUGAUUGGUUGGGUAUCAAGCAUGUAGGAUUAUUCAACUUCAGGCAUUCAGUACGACCUGUGCCAUUGGAUAUUUAUAUUGAGGGGUAUCCGGGCAAGCAUUAUUGCCCCAGAAUGAUGUCGAUGAACAAACCGACAUAUGCUGCUAUUAUGACGCAUUCUCCCACCAAGCCUGUAAUCGUAUUCGUAUCCUCUCGUCGUCAAACACGUCUUACAGCUCAAGACUUGAUCUCGCUCUGUGCUGCAGACGAUAAUCCACGUCGCUUCCUAAAGAUAUCUGAAAACGAUCUCGACAACAUAUCAUCACAAAUUCGAGAUCCAGCAUUACGUUUGUCGCUUAGCUUCGGAAUUGGUCUUCAUCAUGCUGGAUUGGUUGACUCGGAUCGUAAAACAGUAGAAGAGCUAUUCGUAAACAACAAGAUUCAAAUCUUGAUUGCAACCAGUACUCUAGCUUGGGGCGUCAAUUUCCCUGCCCAUCUCGUAGUAGUCAAAGGAACCGAGUUCUUUGAUGCCAAGAAACAUGCAUAUGUAGAUUUCCCCAUAACAGAUGUUUUGCAAAUGAUGGGUCGAGCUGGAAGACCUCAGUUCGACGAUUCUGGAGUAGCUGUGAUCUUGGUGCAUGACGUCAAAAAGAACUUUUACAAAAAAUUCUUGCAUGAACCCUUCCCAGUCGAAAGCAGCUUACAUUCAUGUUUACAUGAUCAUUUCAAUGCUGAAAUUGUAUCUGGUACCAUCAAGUCGAAACAGGAUGCUGUCGAUUUCUUGACAUGGACCUACUUUUAUCGUCGGUUACCAAUGAACCCUACAUACUAUGGCCUUGAAACUACAGAUGCACAUAGCAUCAACAUCUUCUUGUCUGGUGUAGUGGAAAAGACCAUUACCGAUCUAGCAGAGGCUGGAUGCUGUGAUGUCCAAAGUCAAUUCUUCAUCACACCAACUGUAAUAGGUCGCAUUGCUUCAUAUUACUAUCUUCAAUACCGUACAGUCGACUUGUUAAGAAAGAGGUUGACUCGUGACUAUCGAGCGACUGGACGAGCAGAAGAUCAUGAUGGUGACUUUUCGAGGAUGAUGAGAAUACUGAGUGAUGUGUCUGAAUAUGAUGAGCAUCCUGUUCGACAUAACGAAGACCAUCACAAUCAGGAAAUGGAAGCCAUGCUUCCUGUCCAUGGCUAUGAUCCAUUGAAGAAGGGCCAAUCUUCAUUCGGUGGACCUCGACAAGUACUAGGUUAUGACAGUCCUCAUUUGAAGGUCUUCUUGUUAAUGCAAGCUCAUUUGACACGAAUGACUUCCUUCCCCAUCGCUGAUUAUGCCACUGAUUUGGUAUCUGUUCUUGAUCAAUCUAUCCGUGUGAUGCAAGCUAUGGUUGAUGUGAGCGCAGACCAAGGAUAUCUUGCUACCACAAAAGGAGUUAUGAAGUUGAUGCAAUGUAUAAAGCAAGCUCGAUGGCCCACAGAUUCGACCUUGCUGACUCUUCCACGUAUUACACCCGAUAUGAUCUCAUCGCUACAGUAUAAGAAACAACCCGUAACUAAAAUCAGCCAGCUACUACAAUUGUCUGAAGCUGAUAUUACCAAUAUCUUCAAACGAAUCCCAUCAUUAUCACCUCCACACAUCCAGGAUAUUGUUCGUAUAAUCACGAGCAUGCCUAGUAUGAAUAUCCGAUAUCGUAUUGAUGGAACCAAACAACUUGAAACAGGAGAAAUAGUAUUGAAAGCCGGUGAAUCGUAUACUAUCAAGAUUGAAGCUGCUCGACAUCGUCCGUAUCGAUCCUUGUCGGGAAGCAACGUGAUGGAUUACCGUACAUACACACCCAAAUUCCCAAAACCACAAUAUGAAGGAUGGUGGGCGCUGCUCUGUGAGCCUGAUGCUGAUGAGCUAAUUGGUAUCAAACGUGUCUCUCCCAGUGGUAGUGGACGUGGUGCUGGUGAUACUGAACAAGGGGUAGCACCUCAACGAGUAAGCAAAGAUGGUCGAUUAAGUACCAGUGUUGAAUUUACGGUGCCUGAUGAACCAGGAACGCGUAAAACAUUUGGUAUCUCCUUAAUGAGUGACGCGUAUCUUGGAUUGGAUGUACACGUUAGAUUCGAUAUAGCUAUAGUAUAA